CUAUAAAUAAGCGGAAGGAAAACACAACCUACAGCACAAUAGACCAAAAACGUGUUACAGGAUACAGUUACUAGCUAAUUUUCAGCCAUGGCUUCACGUAGCAUAUUCCAGGCUCAUGUCUUUCUCAUAUUGGCUCUGGCAACAACAGCUUUUUCAAAAGCACUGUCUCCUUAUUAUUAUGAGAAAGUUUGCCCCAAAGCUUUGCCAACUAUCAAACGAAUAGUCGAAGCUGCUGUUUCCAAAGAACGCCGCAUGGGUGCUUCUUUACUACGUCUACACAAUCAUGAUUGUUUCGUCCAAGGUUGUGAUGCUUCCAUUCUUCUGGAUGCUACAUCCACCAUCGACAGUGAGAAGAAUGCAUUUUCCAACAUAAAUUCCGCCAGAGGAUUCGAAGUUAUCGACAAGAUCAAAAAAAAGAUUGACAAAAUUUGUGGACGCCCUGUGGUUUCUUGUGCAGAUAUUUUAGCUGUUGCAGCUCGUGAUUCUGUCGUUGCGCUUGGAGGGCCAACAUGGAAGGUGCCAUUAGGAAGGAGAGACUCAAACACAGCAAACAGGACCUUAGCCAACAGUGACAUUCCAUCGCCAUUCAUGGACCUCCCUGCACUAAUUGACAACUUCAAAAAGCAUGGCCUCGGCGAGAGAGAUUUAGUGGCGCUCUCUGGUGGUCACACUCUUGGUUUCGCGCAUUGUCGUAACGUUAGAGAAAGAAUUUACAGUGGAACAAACAUUAACUCUGACUUCGCAAAAAAGCGAAGAAAGACAUGCCCACGUAAAGGAGGAGACACCAAACUUGCUCCUAUAGACCCAACUCCUGCACGCUUCGACAAUUCAUAUUUCUCCAAUUUGUUAAAGGAGAAGGGGCUUUUUGUAUCUGAUCAAGCACUUUUCAGUAAUGGCUCAACUGAUGGCCUCGUUAAGACUUAUAGCUACAACCCAAAGGCUUUCUCCACUGAUUUUGUAAAAUCUAUGAUUAAGAUGGGGAACAUAAAAGUGUUGACAGGAAAGCGUGGUCAAAUUCGUAAGAACUGCAGGAAGGUGAACAGCUACUACUGAGGCACUGGCACUCGUCGUUUUCGGUUUUUGUUUUCAAUGAGUGAAACUGCUUUGGAAAGAAUUUGUUAAAUAAGAGGCUUCUGUAUGUUCCGUAAUAAGUGUGCACGGAAGAUAUUCAUAGCCUCAUCGUGAACUGUGAGAAUAAGUACUCAGUUUAAUUGUAUCUAAACAUGCUUUUCUCUUUUCUUUUUAUUAAUCAAUUAAAAUC
This is a messenger RNA of Pistacia vera, 1261 nucleotides long. RefSeq names its product peroxidase 70-like. The record is from RefSeq and is a predicted model, not a curated record. Gene Ontology annotation, molecular function: peroxidase activity; heme binding. The transcript has 3 exons. NCBI's taxonomy places the organism in Eukaryota, Viridiplantae, Streptophyta, Magnoliopsida, Sapindales, Anacardiaceae. The coding region runs from base 88 to 1053 and encodes 321 amino acids. Gene Ontology annotation, biological process: hydrogen peroxide catabolic process; response to oxidative stress.